This is a messenger RNA of Drosophila arizonae, 504 nucleotides long. It is a transcript of the gene Tom7, whose product is annotated as Translocase of outer membrane 7. Gene Ontology annotation, biological process: protein import into mitochondrial matrix. The record is from RefSeq and is a predicted model, not a curated record. Gene Ontology annotation, cellular component: mitochondrial outer membrane translocase complex. NCBI's taxonomy places the organism in Eukaryota, Metazoa, Arthropoda, Insecta, Diptera, Drosophilidae.
UAGAGUAGUCUUCGCACGUAGGAAAAACAGAUUAUAUAAAUUAUUUAAAAUCUAUGUUUCGUUCUCAGUAUUUCACUUAUCCAAUUGCGUUUCGGUAACUCGUUGCAAAUCCAUUUCAUAAUACGAGCGUGUGUGUGUUCUUCAAGUCUUGCAUUGUUCAACAAUUACAAAUCAAGAUGGUUCUUUCCGAUGGAGCUAAGGAGCGUCUUGGAGUCGUUGUCGAUAUCAUUCAAACCACAUUCCACUGGGGAUUUGUCCCAAUGGUCCUGUAUUUAGGAUUUUCGAAGGGUGCGGAGCCUGGAAUGCCACCUUUAUCCCUCCUAAGCCUUUUGUGGCAAUAAAUAUUUUCAUCAAUCGUUUGCAAUGACAACGGCAGUGUUCUCAUCGUUAAAUUGACAACAUGUUUUCGUUAAUUAAUUGGCAGUUCAACAGUUAUAGGACCUGUAAGAAACGCAGGAGGAAAUAAAUUUCUGUUAAACACUUUUAACAAAUGCUAUAUAUAAA